Solanum verrucosum is the source of this 959-nucleotide messenger RNA. Its product is annotated as auxin-induced protein 10A5-like. NCBI's taxonomy places the organism in Eukaryota, Viridiplantae, Streptophyta, Magnoliopsida, Solanales, Solanaceae. Gene Ontology annotation, biological process: response to auxin. The record is from RefSeq and is a predicted model, not a curated record. The transcript has a single exon. Bases 253 to 732 code for a protein of 159 amino acids.
AACAACAAAACUGCUCAAAGAAAAAUAAAUAAACACAACUCCCCUUACCUUCUUCAUCUUCAAUUUUCUUCUGAAAUACUCUAAUUUUUUCAGAUGAAAAACUCAAUUUGUAAUAGCCAUGUUCCAUAUACCAAAUUCUCUUUCUGAAAUUUGCUUUACUCUUUUCAGGUUCAUAACUGAUCCCUGGCCUUUUUCUUAAAACCCCAACUCAAAAAUAAAAAAUUUCUUCUUAUUUAAUUUUUCUCCUACAAAAUGCGCAGAUUCCGAGGCUUCGUGCUCAAACAUCGAAUCACCGCACUUUUCCGAUGUGUUAACCGGCGACGGCGUUUUCCGGCGAAGUACCGCCGGCUGGACAGACAUCCAAGCUGGGGUUCGAAUUCAAUUUCUAAGUUCUUAAGCUGGACCCGCCGUCUCAAAACGAGAGCUAAGGCUAUUUGCAGCAAGGGUAAUUAUUCCGGGUCGGGUCGGGGGUACAUACAUGUCGGGCAAGACCCGAUUAAAGAGGAAAGUGUGCCGAAAGGUCACUUGGCGGUUUAUGUGGGUCAGAAAGACGGUGACUAUAAACGGGUUUUGGUUCCGGUAAUUUAUAUAAAUCAUCCUUUGUUUAGUGAAUUGUUGAGAGAAGCUGAAGAAGAAUACGGGUUUAAUCACCCGGGUGGUAUAACGAUUCCUUGUCGGAUCUCGGAGUUUGAGCGUGUUCAGACCCGGAUUGAACAGGGUCGGGUCGGGUAACCCGGAAAAGGUGUUGUGAACAUGGAGGUGGUGACUGGUGAUGCAUGCAGAUACCAUUUUGAUAAUGACGAUAGUUAUUAAGAGAUUUUUGUAGUUUUUAUUGAAUCCUUUUUCGUUUUUUGUCUUUUUAAAUUUUUAAUUUUCGGAGGUUUUAUUUGUGAUGUAAGAAUAGUUUGUGGAUGUGUACAGUAUUUAUAUAGGAAACUUCCGAUCUCUUUCCAGUUUUU